Emiliania huxleyi CCMP1516 is the source of this 171-nucleotide messenger RNA. RefSeq lists its product as hypothetical. The record is from RefSeq and is a predicted model, not a curated record. The annotation marks the transcript as partial. NCBI's taxonomy places the organism in Eukaryota, Haptophyta, Isochrysidales, Noelaerhabdaceae. The transcript has 2 exons. Gene Ontology annotation, cellular component: mitochondrion.
UCCGCGCUGCCAAUGGUUGGCUUCGGCUUCAUGGACAACACGGUGAUGAUCCAGGCCGGCAACGCAAUCGACUGUACCCUCGGCGUGUCUUUCGGCCUCUCCACCCUCACGGCACUCCGCGCCGCCGCCUUCGGCCAGGUCUGCUCCGACUCGGCCGGCGUGCUCUUUGGC